GACUUUAUUGCUUUCUUAACAUGCUAACUGCAGUGAUCUACAAUCAGUUCAGAGGAUACUUAAUGACGUCCCUGCAGUCAAGUUUAUUCCGCAGGAGACUCGCCGUGCGAGCUGCAUUUGAAGUACUUAACCGUCUGUCAGAAUCGAAAGAAAACGUCAGCGCGGACAGUGUAAGCAGCAACAGCCUCUACAGGGUGUUGGAAAAAGUUCACGUGAAACACCGCCACCAACAGCUACUUAGAGAGGGACUGGAUGACUUACCAAGUGGUCACGUGACGGUGGAGGAGUUCCAGAGCUGGUUUGAGGCAAUCGAGAAGCCGCGCAGGCGCAACAGACCCGCUAUGAGUUACGUCACAAAUCCGUUGCUGAGGAAACUACAGGUGGUUGCCGCCCACCAUUGGUUUGAUUACUUUGGGGAUUUCAUCUCUGCUGUCAAUGUCGUCUUCGUUUCGAUUGAGCUUGACCUCGAGUACGACCUUUCUCUGAAAUCAAGCCACUCGGCACUUGCAGCUGCAAACCUGUUUUUCGUCAUAUACUACUGUGCAGAGCAGAGUAUUAAGCUGUGGGCGCUGGGCUGGCAGAGAUAUGUGUCAUUCAAGGGUAAUCUCUACUGUGGAGGGGUGACUGUACUACUUGUCGUCAUCGAGAUUAUACACCUUUCUUUGUUUGGGUCACCAUUCAAUUAUGCCGCAAAAAUGCCGACAACUACAGAUGCGGACUACAUCUUCUCCCUACCCAACAUGGUGCGCAUCAUCAACAUGCUUAUCAUCUUCAGGCUGCUCAGAGUAGUGCCUAACAUAUCGGCGUUGUCCCUUGUUGCCGAGACUUUGUUGAACCUGGUUCGCAAUCUCAUACCUUUCAUUGGCAUCAUAGCUGCCAUAUACUAUAUAUUUGCCAUAUUUGGGAUGAUGCUAUUUGAAGGAGUGACGAACCCACUUAAGCGAUGUGCACAUACGAACGCGAACGCAACCUCUGAUCCCUGUACCGAACUGGACUUUGACAAAUUUCAAUAUUUUGCAAACAAUUUCGAUGACUUCGCGGCUGCACUUGUAAAUCUGUGGGAUAUUAUGAUUGUUAACAACUGGCACGUUUUUCUCAAAGCCUACGAGAAGCUAGUCAAUCCAUGGGCGCAGCUCUAUUUCCUGGCCUGGUACCUGGUUUCCGUCAUUAUGAUAAUCAACCUAUUCGUCGCGCUCAUCCUCGAGGCGUUUGUCAGCCAGUGGGAGCAGCAACAAGCGCGUCUUCACAAGCACACACUCCCGGGAUCUUUACAGUCCGAGUCUCAGGAUCUUCGAUUCCACCAGCUGUUUCGUUCAAGUCUGGUCGAGCCCCACGAAGCGGAGCUGAUAGCCGAGCUAAACAGUCAUGAAUAUCUUCGCUUUCACCCGUCAUACGGCACGUUAUGACAAUAGAUCUACGCAUGCGCGGAUGGUAUGCUAUGUUCGACAUCCCACAUGAUUACGACUUGUCGAUAACGGUAGUAACGGGGUGAAAUGACGCACACCUUGGGUUUCUUUGGGUUUUCUUUAGGACAAGGGACUAGAAAUGGAAUAUUCGAUGAACAUAAACCUCAAAUAUUUUAUCUGACCGUUUUUGUUAAGUCACCAUUUUGUACAUCAACCAGCAAGGGUAUUGUGUUUCUUGUGUCUAAUGGUGGACCACAUAAAAAAGACAGACAUUUGUUAUUAGAUGUUUUCUUUUUAAUUAUUGCAUGAUCGUGAUCUUUCUGACAGAUGCGAUCCUUGCGACAUUAUGCUACAUUUGGACUGAAUAAAUUUUGAUUUGAAUGCCGAUAUCUUCACAAAAGUGUUUUUAAAAUAGUUUCUAGAAAACAAAAUGAUCGUAAGGUUACCUUUCUGACAGAUGCGAUCUUUGCGACAUUAUGCUACAUUUGGACUGAAUAAAUUUUGAUUUGAAUGCCGAUAUCUUCACAAGGGUGUUUUUAAAAUAGUUUCUAGAAAACAAAAUGAUCUUCAGGUUAUCUUUCUGACAGAUACGAUCUUUGCGACAUUAUGCUACAUUUGUACUAAAAAAAAUGAUUUGAAUGCCGAUAUCUUCACAAGGGUGUUUUAAAAUAAUUUCUAGAAGACAGCAUGAAAAUAAGGCCGUUAUGACAUAUAAUGCGACAUUAUGCGAUCCUAAUCUACUGAAUGAAUUUCUAGGAAUCAAAGGGAUCGCAAGGAGAUCUUUAUUGCCAAAAACGAUAUCCUCUGUCUGAAGCAAUUUUCCAACAAACCUCCUGGUUUUUAUGUUAAGUGUUGUACAGUAUGUAUACAUUUUGAUACAGAGAAGUUUUAAAAUACAGUGUGUUAAUUAUUAUAUAUUUUUGUUAUGAAUUUAAAAACAGAAGAAAUGUAGAAAAGAAUUUACAAACGUAUCUAGAACAAUUUUUUGUAAUAUUGAGGAAACGAUAAUAAUUAUAGUUUAGUUUGUUUUAUGAAACAAAUAUUCUAUAGAAUAGACAUCUUAAACAAGGACCCGCACCAUUAUAAAAGGGCUUAGCUCCGCCUCUUUUCGAAUGAAUAAAAUUCAAACUUCAAGAUGACAACACGCCGUAACAUUUUACUGCAUAUUCCUGCUCUUUUGGUGGGUUAUUCAUUGUUUUGGCCAAGAGAAAAUAAACCGAGCAAACGAGAAGAUAAGCGCUUCAAAAGUUGUGUUUGGGUUUCGCUUCUCGUGGGCAAACAAGACACGCUUGACUGAACCCCGAAGCUCCACACCGCGUAGCAAUUUACUGACAACUGAGCCUUUCGUGGACCUGGUCCAGGCCCUUUUAUAGUGCGGGUCCUUUUUUAAAUAGAUAGAAAAAUAAACGAAUGACUUUCUAAUAUACACUCGAUGGCGUUCCACAUGAAAGUAAACUGAACAUUUCAAUUUUUAAAAUAAGCCACGUGAUUUUACUUUUUAGUUAUAUCCCUAUCUAAUCUUUUUGUUUUUUGUCUGGAAAUCUUUGAGGGUGGGGUCUAAAUAUAUCUCGAACUAUUGGUUUGCAUUGCAAUUUCGAGACAAUUAUCAUCUCGCUGCAAGGAAUCGCCAGGCCCUAUUUUGGGUGUGUCAGAAUACAAAAUAGCGUCAUAAAUAUGACUUAGUAGUCUAAACUAUUAUUUCAAGUUCUGAAUAAAUCUCAGAUAUCAGUCACUAAUCAUCUUGUGUCCAGAUACAUCAGAAUCUACACUCUCAAGGUUUUGUAAAGAAAAAAAUCAUCUUGUGUCCAGAUACAUCAGAAUCUACACUCUCAAGGUUUUGUAAAGAAAAAAAAAAGCAAUAAAAACGUUGAUAUUAAAUUAUAUUGGAAGUGUUGUUUUUUAUCUUUGUAAAGAAUUUAAAUACACAAGAAUUGAACAUAAUUUUAACAGUAAAAAAGUAGCGGGAUGCUUGUAUAUAGGUGGCGCAGUUGGCAGAGCAUCGCUCUGUAGUGCCUGUGCCUCUCACCACUGGGUUCUGGGUUCGAUUCCCGGUUCCGACGUGAGUAGAGUUAGUUGGUCUCGCCUUUGCUCCGAGGGUUUUUCUCCGGGUUCUCCGGUUUUCAUCCCUCCACAAAACCAACAAUUUCGAUCUUAGCUGUGAUCCGUGGUCAGACAUGAGUUGUAUGGCGGCUGCCUGAGGCGCCUUCCUAUAUGCCUUCAACUCGACCACGUCUGAAUCUGCGCUCUCGUAAUUCAGCUUCCCAGCUGCAAUGAAAGUGAUUAGCUACUCCAAUUUAUU
Nematostella vectensis (starlet sea anemone) is the source of this 3705-nucleotide messenger RNA. RefSeq names its product two pore channel protein 2-like. Gene Ontology annotation, cellular component: lysosomal membrane. Gene Ontology annotation, molecular function: monoatomic ion channel activity; voltage-gated channel activity. NCBI's taxonomy places the organism in Eukaryota, Metazoa, Cnidaria, Anthozoa, Actiniaria, Edwardsiidae. The record is from RefSeq and is a predicted model, not a curated record. Gene Ontology annotation, biological process: transmembrane transport; monoatomic ion transport.